This is a messenger RNA of Chelonia mydas (Green sea turtle), 5279 nucleotides long. RefSeq names its product zinc finger FYVE-type containing 1 (gene ZFYVE1). Bases 1050 to 3395 code for a protein of 781 amino acids. Gene Ontology annotation, molecular function: zinc ion binding. The transcript is spliced from 12 exons. The record is from RefSeq and is a predicted model, not a curated record. Lineage: Eukaryota; Metazoa; Chordata; Testudines; Cheloniidae.
UUAUUUAGUAAAUGUAGAAUUGUUUAAAGAAAUGUGAAGUGACUAAAGAAAACAUUUGUUUUAGCUCCAGGCAGAGUCUGUAUUUGGAGUGAUCAAGACACAAGUGUAAACAGCGCAUAGGUGCAGUUUAACUCUCCUUGGCACCUCUCCCCCUGCCCUGUCAUUGAUGAUAUUUUUUAAUAAGUUAUUGCUUUAAACAAGUGUUUAAAAUGACCAAGAAAAAAAUUGUUAGUUGUUUUGAUUUAAAGUAGGUGAAGUACCAGGCCACAAAUAUAAUCAAUCAGCUUCAAUUUUUAAAAAGUUGUUUGUUUUUUACAUAUAUUUUAAAGGACAGGUUAGCUGACUUAGUCACGAUAGGCUUUGUGUAUGGGGUGGCAACUGUAAACAAGUGUGGUCAGACAAAGACUAGUUGAUCUGCAAUGUACAUGUAGCAGCUAUUGGUUUUAGUAGCCUUAUUUUGGAAAUACUGUGUGUGUGAGGGAUGCAAACAAACAUCAGUGUGGUUAUAAUAACUUAGAUUUUGUAUCCAGAAUCACAGGGCUGAGCAUACAAGGAGAAUUUCUUCUUUGGGAAAGCAGAUCAGGAAAGUCCCUGGAGUGCUGUGAACUCUGAGGGAGGAGCUUAACUGUGGGGUGUUCCAGGGAAACGUUUGAACCUGCCUAUUGAAAUACCCCAGUCUGAUUUCUCUACAUCACUGAAACUACAGCUUCAAGUUAAGCAGAAAACCCUGUGGGUCAGCAGUUGAAACAACCAACCUUGUUUAAGGUUAUUUUAGAGAAAGAACACUUCAUCUGCACUUUACUUAUCAUUAAACCUUUUGGGGGGGGGUAGAGGGAAAGAGAGAUUCAAUGUUCAGGCGGGUACAGAUCUUUACAGCAGCAGUCGUUACAUUGUUUAUAAAGUUAAGAAUCCAAAGUCUUUUUUUGCAGCUUUUUGUCCUUGUGAAGACAGAUUAAUUUUACAACUGAAAGCUCUUGAAAACCUGUAUAUGUUUCCAUUAAAAAAAACAAAAAACCUGGUCAGAUAAAUACAACUUAAAAAAGCUGAAGAUGAGUGCUCACGCUCCAACAGCCGAGAAGGGACUGAACACAGCGCUCCUGUGUCAGGAAAGCUAUGAUUGCAGUGGGAACGAUGAAGCAAUCUUUGAGUGCGAUGAGUGUGGGACCCUGCAAUGCCAGUCCUGUGAAGAAAAGUUGCACAAGCAGGAAAGGCUGCGAAACCAUGAACGUACCCGUAUAAGACCUGGCCACAUCCCUUACUGCGACAACUGCAAGGGUGCCAAUGGGAAUAUAAUGCACAACAAUGCCACAGGAUCCAGGCAGAGGGCAGCAAUGAGGUGCCAGAUGUGCAAAACAAACCUAUGCGUGGAGUGUCAGAAGAGGAUGCAUGCUGGGGGAAACAAAAGAAAACACCCAAUUACCAUGUACCAUGGUAGCAAAUCCCAAGAGGAAGAGGAGGAAGGGAUGGAUGAGGAGACCAAAAGAAGGAGGAUGGCAGAAAAGGUUGCUAGUUUCCUCCUGGUGGAUGAAACAGAAGAGAUUCAGGUGAUGAAUGAAGAAGACUUUAUUAAGAAACUGGACUGCAAGCCUGACCAACACUUGAAGGUGGUGUCCAUCUUUGGGAACACUGGGGAUGGCAAGUCACACACCCUUAACCACACUUUCUUCUGUGGUCAUGAGGUUUUUAAGACAUCGCCAGCUCAAGAAUCCUGCACGGUCGGUGUAUGGGCAGCCUAUGACCCAGUCUGCAAAGUGGUGGUGAUUGACACAGAAGGUCUGCUUGGGGCCACAGUAAACGUGAGCCAGAGAACGCGGCUGCUUCUGAAGGUCCUGGCCGUUUCUGACCUUGUCAUCUACCGUACGCAUGCUGACAGACUCCACAAUGACCUCUUCAAAUUCCUUGGGGAUGCUUCAGAGGCCUACCUGAAACAUUUCACUAAGGAGCUGAAGGCAACCACAGCCCGCUGUGGCUUGGAUGUUCCUUUGUCCACUCUGGGUCCUGCAGUCAUUAUCUUCCAUGAGACUGUGCACACCAAGCUAUUGGGCUCCGAUCACCCCUCUGAGGCACCUGAAAAACUCAUCCAGGAACGCUUCCGGAAACUGAGCCGCUUCCCCGAAGCCUUCAGCUCAAUCCACUACAAGGGAACGAGGACUUACAAUCCCCCCACAGACUUCUCGGGACUUAGGAGAGCUGUGGAGUACCAGUUGGAGAACAAUACCACCCGUUCCCCACGACAACCUGGGGUUAUCUUCAAAGCACUGAAAGCAUUGAGCGACCGGUUCAGCGGUGAGAUCCCCGAUGACCAGAUGGCUCACAGCUCCUUCUUUCCGGAUGAGUAUUUCACCUGUUCUACUAUAUGCCUCAGCUGCGGGUGUGGCUGUAAGAACAGCAUGAACCAUGCGAAAGAAGGAGUUCCUCAUGAAGCCAAGAGCCGAUGCAGAUACUCCCACCAGUACGAUAACAGAGUCUAUACCUGCAAGGCCUGUUACGAGCGUGGGAAGGAGGUCAAUGUGGUGCCAAAAACAUCUGCUUCCACUGAUUCCCCUUGGAUGGGCCUUGCCAAGUAUGCCUGGUCAGGAUAUGUGAUUGAGUGCCCCAACUGUGGAGUGGUAUACCGCAGCCGGCAGUACUGGUUUGGGAACCAAGAUCCUGUGGACACAGUGGUGAGGACAGAAAUUGAGCACGUCUGGCCAGGAACAGAUGGAUUUCUGAAAGACAACAACAAUGCAGCUCAGCGCCUGUUGGAUGGGAUGAAUUUCAUGGCACAGUCUGUGUCUGAGCUCAGCCUGGGACCCACAAAAGCUGUGACCUCUUGGCUGACGGACCAGAUUGCCCCUGCCUACUGGAGACCCAACUCUCAAAUCCUGAAUUGCAACAAGUGUGGCACGUCCUUUAAAGAUAAUGAUACGAAACAUCACUGCCGGGCCUGCGGGGAGGGCUUCUGCGAUAGCUGCUCUUCCAAGACCCGCCCCGUCCCUGAGCGGGGCUGGGGACCGGCGCCAGUGAGAGUGUGUGACAACUGCCAUGACAGCAGGGGCAUCCGGUUAGAUGUGCCCGAGUCACAGACAGAGGAGGAAGGUGGGACACUGAUCGCCAGGAAGGUCGGUGAGGCAGUGCAGAACACUCUUGGAGCUGUGGUGACUGCCAUAGACAUCCCACUAGGUCUCGUGAAAGAUGCUGCUAGACCUGCGUACUGGGUGCCGGAUCAUGAAAUCCUGCACUGCCACAACUGCCAGAAGGAGUUCAACAUCAAGCUCUCUAAACACCACUGUCGAGCCUGUGGCCAGGGAUUCUGUGAUGAAUGUUCGAACGAGCGCCGAGCGGUCCCUUCCCGCGGAUGGGAUCAUCCAGUGCGAGUCUGUUUUAACUGCAAUAAGAAACCCGGUGAUCUUUAACCCCAGCUUCCUGUCUGGGUCCUUCACGAUUCCGUAGGUUCUCAGGGUUAGAAAAAAAUAUUUGGUCUCCCUUUCACCUUUAGCAGCUAGAGUGCAUGUUUCUGAUCUCCGGCCUGCUCUCAUGUUCUACCCAUCUUGGAAUGCUGGGACAUGAGCUCAAGUGAGUAAACUGGACCUUCAGGUUUUAAUUGUAAACUGAUUGGGGAAGGGGGGAGCUCAUGUAAAUGAGCAACCCAAAAUCCAGUGUAUUUUAUUCCAGUUUAAACAUCUAUAUCUAUAUAAUUUAGUAUGUUAAGGAUACCGGUGGCUAGUGAAGUUUUGAAUAUUUCUAGUUCAAAUAAGAGAUGCAGCUGGACCCUGCUGUAUUGGGUUGAAUUCAUAGCCACUGCAGUGCCUUCUAAUUCUUCUCUUGAAGCAUUUUGCUCAUCACAUGGUCCUAUUGUAAAGGUUUGGACCCUUUGCUGCCAAGAGGGUCCAAGGCUCCCCAAACAUAGAUGCAUGAAUUGCAUCUGAUAAUGGGAGGGUCCCUGCCUCUGGAGGCUCCACCUGCUGGCACUAAAGGGUUUGCAAAAUCUAUUUGAAUUGUGGUCACAAAUACUAGUCUGGCAGGUCAUGGGACUGCAGUGCAGGCGAGUGGAGGUGAACCUAGCACCAUGGCAGACACCAAGCUAGAGUUGUUGAAAGGAAGACAAAUGAUAUGGAAAAUGCUAGGGCAUCUGUGGUAGAAGCCAUUUCCAUGUCAGCACAAGAUCACAAGGUAGCAGGGCCUCGCUCUUCUUGACCACGUUCCCAUGCGCUUGGAUUUCUUUCAGGAGGACUUUAACUGCUUUAUGAGGUUUGUCAGAAACUAAGAGGCUUGUGACCAGAACGAGGCAAGUGCCAGUUUUCUGGAAGAUUGCAUGACCUGCAGUCUAGUGUUUGCUAGGCUUACUAACGUUUUAAAGGGUCCCCAGAUCCAUGGUGCCACCAAUGGUCUUGCAGAUGGCUGCAUAGAAACGGCACAGAUUUGACUGUGAUCUUUCUCAUAAAAACAACCACCAACCAACCAAACCUACAGAUCCAGCUGGAAAACAGGAAUCUCUUCUCAGCUCCUAGCAAGUGGCACUCACUGGACUUUACCCUUCCAUAAAGGUCUGCAUUGAACCACUGAAUUUAUCAGCAAUGAGCAAACCACUGUGCUCAACUGAUGUGCUCCCUUUCUGUGGAUUUUAGCUCUCAUGACAAGAAAUAAAGAGACCAUCAUGAACUGAACUUUUGGCUUAUGUAGACAAGGGAUGCUCCCAUGGAGGGGACUUGUCUCCAAUUGUAGUGGCUGGAGUUUGACACGAUACUCUGAAACUGAUUUAGUCCUACCUGCUGUGUAGCUCAAUGAUUGACACCCUCCGUUAGGACGAUAUUAUUAAAUUAACUGCUAUAAAAGACUAGACCCUCUGAACAAGUGUGCUGGCUUUGGCCUUUUAAUUAAUAGUUCUUGCUCUCACCCCCAAAGGAACCUGUUCGCAAAGUGACUGCCCCAGGCAUCUAUUCCCAGACUUCAUGCCGAAGCUGAAAUGGAAUGUGUGGGAGGAAACCUUCCCUGCUGGUUAAACUUCCAGAGACUAACUUGUAUUUUGUAAUCAAAGGCUGUCAUAAGCUGAUAGUCACCUGGAAGGGAGUGGGGGAUAGGAGUGGGUAACAGUCCUGUCUUAGAAAAGACAUUUUACAGCAUAGCUCUGCACUUUGAGUUGUUUAUUUUUGAAUCGGUGAUGGACAAUACAAUUAAUAUUUGUUGUUGGUUUGAAGGCCAUGCCCUAUGUGGCUUCCAUGCAUGUAGCUUCACUACCAUGUUAAUGCACAAAGAGAAACCAUCCAUGACAUUCCUUGUAUAAAAUCCUCACUUCAGAA